AUGGAAAAUAGCAGUGGUGUUGAAGAUUUGACACGCGAGAGCAGAGCCGUUGCGAUGGCUAAGUUAAACUCGUUGCCGAGAAGUAAGUACGCGGCUGAUAUCGGCUGCGAAUUCNCUAUGUCCGCGUGCGACUAUGUAGUUAAAUCGAUGAUUCCGAUGUCCUGUGGCGGAUCGUCUGGUGGCGUGAUGGUUAUGGUGACCGGUGAGCGUUUUACGCAAAAUUUCCUCUUGGAGCAUCGUCCAGAAAGGAUGUUGGGUUACGCCAUUGUGGUGUCCUUAACACAAUUUAUUCCCGAAGGACCAGUCACCUACCACCAGACGCCACUAACAACAUUCGGUGGUGGUGACAGCCAGGCUAUCACUGGCGCCGAAAAAUCAGUCAUCACGUCCAUACUUAAAAAACCGGAUUACUCGAUUUCCGCUAUCAUGGAUUCUGACUUCGGCCACGCCGCCGAAGUCACAAAAGAUACGGUAAUAUCUUCCGAAAUUACGCACAUUAAACAACUAGAUACCGCCUUUGAAUUCACGUCCAUCCCGCAAUACGUCUCUGAAAAAACCGCUACCGGUAAUAUUAAAGAAACCGCCACCUUCACUGAAGAUACUUUCAUCCCGGAACAUGCCUCUGAAAAAACCGCUACCAGUAAAUUUAUAGAAACCGCCACCGUCACUGAAGAUACUUCUAUCCCGGAACACGCCUCUGAAAAAACUGCUAACGGUAAUAUUAUAGAAACCGUCACCGUUACUGAAGAUACUUCCAUCCCGGAACACGCCUCUGAAAAAACUGCUAACGGUAAUAUUAUAGAAACUGCCACCGUUACUGAAGAUAUUUCCGUCCCGGAACACGCCUCUAUAAAAACCGUUAACAGUAAUAUUAUAGAAACCGCAACCGUCACCGAAGAUAUUUCCGUCCCGGAACACGCCUCUGAAAAAACCGUUAACGGUAAUAUUAUAGAAACCGCAACCGUCACCGAAGAUAUUUCCGUCCCGGAACACGCCUCUGAAAAAACCGCUAACGGUAAUAUUAUAGAAACCGCCACCAUCAUUGAAGAUACAUCCAUCCCGGAACACGCCUUUGAAGAAACCGUAUACGAGAACAUAGAAACUAAAACCGCCAACGAAAUCAAAACCUUCGCAGAUCCUGCUUCUUCAAAUAACGCUCAAGAGAACAUAGAACUCAAAUCCGGCACUGACAACAAGAAAAUCGUAAAAAAAGUAAUUAGUUUAGUUCUCUUUUCUGCUGUCUGUUGGGCUGCGUAUAAAUACCUGAAAUAA
Molecule: messenger RNA, 1272 nt
Organism: Cinara cedri
Lineage: Eukaryota; Metazoa; Arthropoda; Insecta; Hemiptera; Aphididae
Source: the annotation of a GenBank genome assembly